This is a messenger RNA of Anopheles darlingi, 679 nucleotides long. RefSeq names its product perlucin-like. The transcript has 2 exons. Gene Ontology annotation, molecular function: signaling receptor activity. The coding region runs from base 50 to 616 and encodes 188 amino acids. NCBI's taxonomy places the organism in Eukaryota, Metazoa, Arthropoda, Insecta, Diptera, Culicidae. The record is from RefSeq and is a predicted model, not a curated record.
AUAAUGAGGAGCGUAUUCAGUCCAGUAUAGUUGUAGAAAUUGAAGCACGAUGUUCAUCCUUAGUGAGAAAGUGAAGAGUGCGCUAAUGGGGGCAUUGGCGACGGUCGUUUGCCUGGGUUUUGUGCUUGUUUGUCUCGAAAUAUACUUCCCUAAAGCUGUUCCCAUAAUCUACAACUAUUACCAUAACGAUCUGCCAAUGAAUCAAUGCAUUGCUUCAAACGACACUUCCGCACCGGUGCCUAAACGAUACCUGCUAUCCGAUGAGAAAGUUACGUUCUUUGAAGCAUGGCGACGCUGCCAGAGUCGUGGACUUCGCCUGGCAACAAUCAAUAGCGAAGCAGAAGGUCAAUUAAUCGCAGCGGCUAUCAAUGCCAGCUCUUCGGAAGGAGACUGGUAUAUCGGUGGUACUGAUUUGGGCCAUGAAGGCGUUUUUGUGUGGAUUUCUACCAACAUGCCAGUCGGUCACGGAACUGGUUACUAUAACUUCUUCCCGGGAGAGCCAAACAAUGAAGGAUAUAUGGAACGCUGUCUCGAGAUUAUCCGUGGUGCUGGUGUUUCAUGGAACGACGUACCUUGUUCAAUAGAGCAGGAAUACAUCUGCGAAACUGUUAAUUAAAUCUUUUAAAUAUUGGAAAGUAUUGUAUUAUGUCAAUACAUAAAUUUUUCUUGUUGUUUGCUA